AUGGAACCUGAAAUGCUUCACCACAAAAGCAUAAAUAGUAAAGUUCUCAGUGCAUUAAGGUUUGUAAUGGCAUCAACAGCACAUAAAGAAAGUGCACGUAUUAUGCAAAAUCUUUUGAAGUUGAGAAGCGAGGGCACUAAAAAUCUUGAAAGCAGGAUAUGGAUGUGGUUAAAAAUCAGAGAAUGGUAG
Clunio marinus is the source of this 189-nucleotide messenger RNA. Lineage: Eukaryota; Metazoa; Arthropoda; Insecta; Diptera; Chironomidae. The record is from the annotation of a GenBank genome assembly.